This is a messenger RNA of Orycteropus afer afer, 192 nucleotides long. Its product is annotated as beta-defensin 36-like. The transcript is spliced from 2 exons. Gene Ontology annotation, cellular component: extracellular region. The record is from RefSeq and is a predicted model, not a curated record. The coding region runs from base 1 to 192 and encodes 63 amino acids. Lineage: Eukaryota; Metazoa; Chordata; Mammalia; Tubulidentata; Orycteropodidae. Gene Ontology annotation, biological process: innate immune response.
AUGAAACUUUUAUUGCUAACGUUGGCUGCCCUCCUGCUCUUGUUCCAGGUUGUUCCAGGCGGCUCCAGAAAAUGCUGGAGUCAGCGUGGCACCUGCCGUGAGAAAUGUGUCAAGAAUGAAAUCGCCUAUAUUUUCUGUGGGAAUGAAAAGCUUUGCUGCGUGAAGCCCAAGCACCAGCCAGAUCUGCACUGA